GCGCGCUUGUCUCCCGGCGAGGAUACCGGCGCGGGCCAUGGCUGUUGCUUCGUUCGUGUCCACGUUGGCCAAGCGGCUGCUCCGGCCCGCGCAGAGCUGUCGCCUCCGCCAUCGCCCCUUCCACCUCUCGACAGUUCGAAAUGAAGCUGUUGUCAUUUCUGGAAGGAAACUUGCCCAGCAGAUCAAGCAGGAAGUGCGGCAGGAGGUUGAAGAGUGGGUGGCAUCAGGCAACAAACGGCCCCACCUGAGCGUGGUCCUGAUCGGCGAGAAUCCUGCAAGUCACUCCUAUGUCCUCAACAAAACCAAGGCAGCUGCAGAUGUGGGAAUCAACAGUGAGACAAUUGUGAAACCAGCUUCAAUUUCAGAGGAAGAACUGUUGAAUUUAAUCAAUAACCUAAAUAAUGAUGAUAAUGUAGACGGCCUCCUUGUUCAGCUGCCUCUUCCAGAGCACAUUGAUGAGAGAAAGAUCUGCAAUGCUGUUUCUCCAGACAAGGAUGUUGAUGGCUUUCAUGUAAUUAACGUAGGGCGAAUGUGUUUAGACCAGUGUUCCAUGUUACCGGCUACCCCAUGGGGUGUGUGGGAAAUAAUUAAGCGAACUGGCAUUCCAACCCUAGGGCAGAAUGUGGUUGUGGCUGGAAGAUCAAAAAAUGUUGGAAUGCCCAUUGCAAUGUUACUACACACAGAUGGGGCGCAUGAACGUCCUGGAGGUGAUGCCACGGUUACAAUAUCUCACCGAUACACUCCCAAAGAGCAGCUGAAGAAACAUACCAUUCUUGCAGAUAUUGUGGUCUCCGCUGCAGGCAUUCCCAAUCUGAUCACAGCAGAUAUGAUCAAGGAAGGAGCUGCAGUCAUUGACGUGGGAAUAAAUAGAAUUCAAGAUCCCAUAACUGCUAAACCCAAGUUGGUUGGAGAUGUGGAUUUUGAAGGAGUCAGGAAGAAAGCUGGUCACAUCACUCCAGUCCCUGGGGGUGUUGGUCCCAUGACAGUGGCGAUGCUAAUGAAAAAUACCAUUAUUGCUGCCAAAAAAGUGCUGAGGCCUGAAGAGCGAGAAGUACUGAAGUCUAAGGAGCUCGGAGUGGCGACUAAUUAACUGUUGUGUCUUCUAUGUCAUGAACAGCACUCCAAGCCAGUUCAAGAGGCAACCACAGGCCAAUAGAAAUGCAGUAUUUUUUAUUUAUGUUACUGAAAUGGUUUAAAAUGAUGCUUUGUAUUUAUUGAAAGCUUAAAUGGAUGGGUGUUUAUGCACAUAACUCUGCAGUACCUCACCAGGGAGCACACCAGUGUCAUGCUGGGUCAUGUGAUCUAGCCACGAGAAGCCAUUUAACAUAGGGGACAUCGUCACAUUGAGAAUGGCUGCUUCACGUUGUCAAGCCACUUGCGUUAAAAUUUGCCUUUUCUAGGAUUGCAUUUCCCAAGUGCUAUUCCAAUAAGAGUUGAUGCUCAUUUUAGGUUCCAAACCUUUUGAGUUUACCUGGUCAGACCAAAGGAAAAAUGUUGCCAGAGAAAAUUAGGGGAAGGGUAAACGAGAAGAAAUGAUGGUAAUUGAGUAGAAAAAAAUUACCCUAGUUUAUAUAUGUAUUGACUGAUAACCAGAAGAAAAACAACAUGUUAAUAGUAUCCUAAGCUGUCAUUUUGUGGCUUAGUCAGGCAAUGUUUAGGGUUGUUCCAGGUGCUGUUAGCCCUCCUUUUAUACCAUUCAUGAGGUCUCCCCAUUUUAGUUUUCUAGGAUUGAAAGGCUUAUUUCAUAAAUUAUUUGUGUGUUUUGUCAUACUUGGCUUUUCCUAUAUGCUUAAACUUCAUUGUUCAAUUUUUGUACUGUUGGGAGUGUCUGUAUGGUUUCUUUGAUAUAUCUUGAAACCUGUUUUUGAAAAAAAAAACGUGGGUUUGAUAAUCGUUAGGGCAGCCUGGAUACAAGUAUGCAACUUACUUUUCCACCAAAGAAUUGUCAGCAGCUGCCUGCUUUUCUCUGACGCACCUGUUGGCUUUCCCUUGCUAGGUUUUUGAGAGCUUGAGUUAAUACUGAAUUUAAUCAGACUUUCUGAUUAAAGUGUUUUUUAGUUUGUUUUGUUUUUUUAAAUAAAACACUUCUGACUAGUGUGGAA
Messenger RNA from Ceratotherium simum simum (southern white rhinoceros), 2102 nucleotides. RefSeq names its product methylenetetrahydrofolate dehydrogenase (NADP+ dependent) 2, methenyltetrahydrofolate cyclohydrolase (gene MTHFD2). Gene Ontology annotation, cellular component: mitochondrion. The record is from RefSeq and is a predicted model, not a curated record. Gene Ontology annotation, molecular function: methylenetetrahydrofolate dehydrogenase (NADP+) activity; methenyltetrahydrofolate cyclohydrolase activity; methylenetetrahydrofolate dehydrogenase (NAD+) activity. Lineage: Eukaryota; Metazoa; Chordata; Mammalia; Perissodactyla; Rhinocerotidae. Gene Ontology annotation, biological process: tetrahydrofolate interconversion.